GCCGCAUUCGCCGAGUCGCUACGCCAUGGCCAGCGCAACAGUCCUCCCACCUGUCCAUGACGCUGCCGUCCACGGAUCACGACCGACGACGGCGCGAACGCUGAAGCAAGCGUCGUCGUCAUGGGCCAAACGCACAUUCAAGUCGCUGUUUGUAAUCCCGACGAUACGGUUCUUGCUUGGCGCGGCGUUUGGCUUGACGGCGACCGUCACCAUUUGCUUCUUUCCGUUUCCCAAAGGCAAGUUCAUGAGCUUCGCGUGCGCGCCACUUGCCCUCGUGUUUGCCUACCUCCUGGACAAGUACACCCACACGAGCGUGUGCAUGUCCACCACGGCCAUUCAAGUAUUACAGGGCAAAGCAAGUUUCGCCGCGGCGUGGAUCGUCUACUUGGGCAUGUACUUUGGGUCGUCGUUCAUCAUCAACGAAUUCCACCACGCAAUCGAGACAUCUCCCCCCAGGGACCGCCAGUACAUGGAGCUUGUGGUUGAAAAGCUCUACUUCGCCAUGAACGAGACCGUGUCCUCGCGCCUGCAGCAAACGGCGAUCGUCACCGCGUUCUUCUACGGUUUCGACCACAAACUCAUUCGAGCCGUGCUUCACGUCAUGUCGUUCGUCUGGCUUGUGCUCUUGCCAGAGAUGAACCCCGCCGUCGCGAUGGGGUUUUUCGGCCGAACCAAGCAACUCAGCGGCGAAGACCGCGCACGCUUCUGGGUCAACUUUGCGUUUCUUGUCACGUCCAGCCUCAUCUUCAUGAAGGUUAGCGACAUCCUUUUGCGCGGUAUCAAGGCCCUGCGCACGCCAAAGCUCAAGCACACUUAACGACUUGGCUAAUGUCCCAUUCCAUCAUGUCACAAUUCUGAAGGUUCAACCGAUUGUCCGGAUACACACACAAGAGCUACGGAUACAUGCAAGAUGAACACCACAGUAUUGAACUAGGAAACGAAAGAUCAACAUUCUGAGGGUUCAACGGAUUGUCCGGAUAAAAUACAAUAGCUACGGAUAAAUACAAUACGAACACCAUUG
This is a messenger RNA of Aphanomyces invadans, 1021 nucleotides long. RefSeq lists its product as hypothetical. The record is from RefSeq and is a predicted model, not a curated record. The coding region runs from base 26 to 817 and encodes 263 amino acids. NCBI's taxonomy places the organism in Eukaryota, Oomycota, Saprolegniomycetes, Saprolegniales, Verrucalvaceae. The transcript is spliced from 2 exons.